CUCGACGACCUGCGCCCGCCAACCUACUUGAUAGUCAUUAAGAAUGAGAUUCCGCACCGGUAUCCGCAACAUUUCUACCUUUACAAAGCUCGCACACUCCCUCGAACGUCUAAAACGUCGAGAAUGUAUCCUCCGUCUCACUCCAGAUGCUGUUCACUUUAUUAUUGUGCCCGACACCACCGGUACCCAAGUAUGGGCUGCAAUCGGAGUCGAGACAUUAUUCGACGACGACUAUCACAUCCAAUCCAACGCAAACAACACCAUCAACCUCGAAUUCAACAUCGAAAACCUCACCCGAUCCCUGCGCUCCGCCUCCUCCGCAACCGAAGUCCAAAUGCGCCUCACGAAACGCGAUAAACACCCCAUGCUAUCAUUCAUCAUCACCCUCCCCGGCCACGGUGGUGGGACGAAUGUUGUUACGCAGGAUAUUCAUGUUAGGGUGUUGACGUUGUCAUAUGUCGCGAGUAUUAGGGAACCGAUAUGUCCCGAGCCGGACGUCCAUAUUAUACUGCCGCCACUAGGGGUGAUGAGGCAGCACUCCGAGCGUUUCCAACGGCUCUCAGAUAAAAUCAUCCUCCGGGCAAAUAUGUCCGGCUCCCUCCACCUUCUCGCACAUUCCGACUCCAUCCGCAUUCAGACCGCCUGGACAAAUCUCAUCAAUCCCGAACUCGACCCCGCACAAGUUCCGAAUCCGGCAGAACACCCCUCGCAGUUGAGGCCAAAGGACAAGUUUGCGAGUGUGAGGAUUGAUGCGAAGGAAUGGGUUAGUUUGUUGAGGGUGAGUGUCGUUGCGAAGAGGGUUAUUGCAUGUUUUUGUGAGGGGCAUGCGUUGGUGUUGUAUGUGUAUGUUACGGAGCCGGAGGAGGAGGCGAGCGCAGUGUUGACGUAUUAUAUUCCGAUUCACUCGGAGUAACCACCACUAAGGUUUCGAGAUACACGAGGUUCAAGGCAGAGGGGGAAGGACAUACCAAUGAUACCACGUACGAUUACAAGAUGCAGAAAUUAGCUAUGGCUAGGAUAUCCAAACAAAUAUUCCAAGAUAAACCCAAGAU
Molecule: messenger RNA, 1052 nt
Organism: Saitoella complicata NRRL Y-17804
Lineage: Eukaryota; Fungi; Ascomycota; Saitoellomycetes; Saitoellales; Saitoellaceae
Product: checkpoint clamp complex protein Hus1
Exons: 4
Coding region: 44-913 (289 amino acids)
Biological process (GO): double-strand break repair via homologous recombination; mitotic intra-S DNA damage checkpoint signaling; meiotic DNA integrity checkpoint signaling
Cellular component (GO): checkpoint clamp complex; nucleolus; site of double-strand break
Source: RefSeq, a predicted model, not a curated record